GAGAGAGCUAGAGAGGGAGAGCUGUCGUCGUGGACGCGCCGGGGCUGUGUGUUGGUGUUGGUGGUGUUGGUGGUGGUGGUGUAUAUGUGGGAGCAGGAGGAGAGACUCUGCAGUGUCUUGGCAGCUGCAUUAGUGCAUCUCCCACCGUCCGCGAUGCCUCCGCGGCCAAUGCCUGCCUCCUCCGCGUCCACUUGACAACACAAGCCGAUACCAUGAACUCGUCGGGAAACUGAGCCGGACGUUCACACCGAGCUAGCUGUAUGCCCAUGAGACGGUCCGGAGCGCUUCAUUCACGCACAGAAACCCCGUGACGAGAAUUGUUAAUGGAAAAUGGCGAUAGGCAAAAGGUCUUGCAGCAUCGUCUGCUUGGUAUCUAUCCAGAUUAUCUUGAUUUUCAGCGCAUCGUGGCCUGGAGCAGCGGGGCUCACAUUCCCACAGCAAUACACGAUAAUGCACUGGGCCAGGCGUAUCGAGCAGGAGAUUGACAGAGUCUUUCAGCACAUCACUGGAGCUCAGCAGUUGAAAGGGAUAUACAACGAAGAAAGACGGAGGUUCAGUCUGGUGAAGAAUCAGCCUCGGAAGAUUGUGGAGAAGGUGGCCUCAGAUAUAGAGAAGCUCCUGGCUAAGAAGCGCAAAGCACUCGAUAGGUUAGCCAGUGAAGCUGAGCGGCUCCAGCGAGAGCAUCUAUGGCAGGAUGGAAUCAAGGAGCUGGACAUGGCAUAUUAUGACUCCAAGGCGGAGCUGGAUUAUUAUUCCAUGGAUGGAGAAGGAGAGGUGGAAAACCCUUCGCACAUCAAGCUGGAGUUUGUUUAUGAUCCGAACUUCAAAAACAAUGUCAACUAUUCCUACACAGCUGUGCAGAUCCCCACAGAUAUUUAUAAAGGAGCUCCAGUCAUUCUGAAUGAGUUGAACUGGACGCAGGCACUGGAGAAAGUGUUCAUGGAGAACAGUCAGGAGGAUCCGUCACUGCUGUGGCAAGCGUUCGGGAGUGCAACGGGUGUCACUCGCUACUACCCAGCCACACCUUGGAAAGCCCCCGAUAAAAUCGACUUGUAUGAUGUCAGGAGGAGACCCUGGUACAUCCAGGGAGCCUCAUCGCCCAAAGAUAUGGUCAUACUUGUUGAUGUGAGCGGCAGUGUCAGUGGCCUCACCCUGAAACUCAUCAAAGCGUCAGUGAUGGAAAUGCUGGACACCUUGUCUGAUGAUGACUACGUCAAUGUGGCGAGGUUUAACGAGAAGGCAGAAGCCGUGGUUCCCUGCUUCAAACAUCUCGUCCAGGCUAACGUGCGCAACAAAAAGAUCUUCAAGGAUGCAGUGCAGCAGAUGCAGGCGAAAGGCACCACCGACUACAAGUCUGGAUUUCAUUUUGCCUUCAACCAGCUGUUAAAUAAGACAAAUGUUCCCCGGGCCAACUGCAAUAAAAUAAUCAUGCUGUUUACUGAUGGAGGAGAGGACAGAGCUCAGGAUGUCUUCAUGCAAUACAACUGGCCCAACAAAACGGUUCGAGUUUUCACCUUUUCUGUGGGUCAGCACAACUAUGAUGUCACACCUUUACAGUGGAUCGCAUGCACCAAUAAAGGUUACUAUUUUGAGAUCCGUUCCAUCUGUGCUAUAAGGAUUAACACCCAGGAGUACCUCGACGUGCUGGGGCGCCCCAUGGUGCUGGCAGGCAGCGAUGCCAAGCAGGUUCAGUGGACCAAUGUGUAUCAGGAUGCUUUGGGUCUUGGCAUGGUAGUCACUGGGACUUUGCCUGUGUUUAAUCUCACCAUGGAUGGAAACUCACAGAAUCAGCUGAUAUUAGGUGUCAUGGGAGUCGACGUGCAUCUUGACGAGAUAAAGCGACUAACACCACGGUACAAUCUUGGAGCAAAUGGGUACAUAUUUGCCAUCGACCCAAAUGGAUAUCUUCUGCUUCACCCUAAUCUUCUGCCAAAGCUGGUGAACCUGCCAGAGCCUGUGACGCUGGACUUCCUGGAUGCAGAGGUGGAGGACAACAAUAAAGAAGAGAUCCGGCGACAAAUGAUUGAUGGAAGACCAGGUGAAAUGCAGAUCAAAACUCUCAUCAAGUCGAUUGAUGAGCAAUACAUCGAUGAGGUGUACAGGAGCUACACCUGGACUCCUAUCAACGGCACAGAUUACAGUCUCGGCCUGGUACUACCACCCUACAAUGAGUUCUACAUCCAGGCAGACCUGAGUGAUGUGAUGCUGCAGCUCCAGUAUAUGCAGUCGCUGCUGCCCAGCUCCUUUGAAUCCUCAGGACAUGUGUUUCUGGCUCCAAGGGAAUACUGCAAACGUCUGCAUCUGUCUGACAACAACACCCAGUUUUUGCAGAACUUCCUCUCCCUCAUGUUGGACAUUUCCCCAGAAUCUGAUGAGUGUGACCAAGGCCUCAUCCAUAACCUAAUUUUGGAUUCCAGGAUUAUCGGGCAGCUGGCUUCUCGUGUUUGGAAGAACAAGGACCUGAAUGCGUACGGCUUCCUGGCUGUGUUUGCGUCCACCGAUGGAGGAAUAACACGGGUUUUUCCCAACGUAGCUGCUGAUCUUUGGGAUGAGGAUCCUGAACCCUUCAAUUCAAAUUACUACAGACGGAGUCUUGACAACAAAGGCUACAUGUUCAGAGCUCCAUCGAGAUCCUCGUUGGAUGACCCUGUAGGUGCAGAAAACGGCACUGCUGGAAUUCUGGUUAGUUCAGCUGUGGAGGUGAAUCUGGGAGGCAAACUGCUCAAACCGUCAGUGGUCGGAGUGAAGCUGGACCUGGAGGCGUGGGUGGACAAGUUUAAGAUCCUGGCCAGCAAUGUGUCAGACAGUCGACAGGGCUCACACAAGUGUGGACCAUCCAGGAGCUGUGAGAUGGACUGUGAAGUGAACACUGACGACCUCCUCUGCUAUCUCAUUGAUGAUGGCGGGUUCCUGGUUAUGUCCAAUCAGAGAGAUCACUGGAAAAAGAUCGGCCUUUUCUUUGGUGAUGUCGACCCGUACCUGAUGCAUGCACUCUACAACAACUCAAUCUUCACUCGCCGUCAGUCUUUCCACUACCAGUCUGCAUGUGAACCCAUCAGCAGCAGCCAUACUGGUGCAGCACCCAGGGGCAUCUUUGUGCCGUCCAUUGCUGACAUCCUCAGUGUGGCGUGGUGGACUUCGACGGUGGCAUGGUCUGUGAUGCAGCAGCUCCUGUACAGCCUGGCCUACAACAGCUGGCUCUACCAAGAUGAACUCCUGGUUGACGCUUUCGAGACGAGGGAGAGCAGCUGUGUGACCAUCCAGAGCCAGUUCUACUUCACAAACACCACCAACUCCUACAACGUGCUGCAGGACUGUGGAAACUGCUCACGGCUGUUCCACGCCAAGAGAAUAGAAAACACCAACCUCCUGUUUGUGGUCGCUGAGACGCUCCCCUGCAGCUCCUGUGAGAUAGAGAGGUUGACGCAGAUCAGGACAGAGUUUCAGGAGGAGAAUCCAUGCGAAGUACUGAGCAACGCGCGAUAUCGUAAAGGCCCGACAUCCUGCUUUGACUACAGUGCCUUAGAAAACACGUCAGAGUGUGGACGGGGUCAUGCACUGCAGUCCUCCAUAGGAGUCCUUCUCUUUAUUCAGCUCAUUCUUCCUCUUCUUCAUCUCUGACACGUGCAAACACUCUAACUGACAUCUUUCAUCUCUUUGGGUUUAGGCUCGGAUCUACUGACUGUCAGAUCAAACAGCAACUGCAAAAUUCUUCUUUUUUGAUCUACAAACGGCACACGGUGCAUUUGUGCUUGAAAAAGAAAUAACGUGGAUCAGCUCUUAGUGUUUUCUGCCUUAUCGCUUAUGCAUUUGUUGGUGUGAGUGCAAAAUGUAGGAAGAGAAUGUGUCGAGUGUGCAUGCUGCUUAAACUAGGACAAGCAUGUUUAACAUUUUUGCACACGGGCUCAGCCAUGUAAGCAAACACUAAAAAGUCAGGGAGGCAGCUGAAAUGUACUUUUCAACGGGCCAAUAAAUGACCCCCCAGCAGGAACAGACGACAGCCCCAGUUUUAGGUUGGACUGUGGCGGUGGAAUCAUAAAGGAUCUAAAAACUCGAAAAAAAAAAAAAGGAUUUACUUUGUGUUAAAUACACA
Molecule: messenger RNA, 4093 nt
Organism: Epinephelus lanceolatus (giant grouper)
Lineage: Eukaryota; Metazoa; Chordata; Actinopteri; Perciformes; Serranidae
Product: voltage-dependent calcium channel subunit alpha-2/delta-2-like
Cellular component (GO): voltage-gated calcium channel complex
Molecular function (GO): voltage-gated calcium channel activity
Source: RefSeq, a predicted model, not a curated record